AUGAGAGACAUUGAUUCAUACAAUGCUGAAGAUGAUGUUGAACCAAAUGUUGGACCCUCUGAUAAAACAUCUGGUGAACCAAGUGGACCUCACACAAAAUCUACACCUACCCUAGAGGAUGUACCUAUUCUUGACAACUUUAUAAAUGACAUAUUGGAUAGAAAUGAUGUUGCCUUGGAUUCAUUAAGUGAGGAAGAACGUCAAAUGAAGAGGAUAAAGCCCCAAGAAAAGAAGUGUAAGGAUGAAAAGGUGGAUGAAUUGCUCAGUAAGCUGACCAAGGAAGAGGAUUAUGAUAUAGAAAAAGAUGAGGAAGACACUGGGAAUGGAGAAUAA
Vicia faba (fava bean) is the source of this 333-nucleotide messenger RNA. NCBI's taxonomy places the organism in Eukaryota, Viridiplantae, Streptophyta, Magnoliopsida, Fabales, Fabaceae. The record is from the annotation of a GenBank genome assembly.